GUCUAUGCCAUGCCCAUGUGUAAUUAUUAGGUCGUUGUGAUUAUAUAGGCCAGACAGAUUAAAUUAAUAUGAUUUUGAAGAGAUUGUUGAGAGAGCCAUAUUAAACUUUGUAUCAUAUGAUAUAUUACUUAUCUUUGCGGGGCUCUAGUCAAUCAAUAUUUAUUACUUAUUCAUAUGAAGGUAACAUAUCGUUUUGUCUAAAGUAGGCUGACAUAUACGUUUACUUGUGUUGGCAUUGGGGACAUUAACUAAUUAGAGAUCAUAGUUCGUACUUAAGACGCGUAUAAAUAAACUUUGUAAUAAGGUGUUUCGACCUGAUCUUCUUUCAACAUGGCGACAACCCCGAGUGAGCUGAGAGAAAAGUUUCUCGAGAAAUUUGCAGUGUCUCAGAGCAGUAACUACAAUCUGAAGGACUUAGAAAGAGUUAAAACAGAUGACCAGUGGUUGAAGCAGUUUCUCACCCACCAGGACAACGACCUGGAGAAGUCAUGCAGUAUGGUAGACAAGGUACUCAAGUGGAGAAAGAACUACGAGGUGGGAGAGUUGAAAAAGGACGAUUUCCCAGAUGAUCUUCACAAAAGAGCUGACGAAGGUCUGUACGUCAAGAACGAAGAUAAGAGUGGAAAUAUGAUUUUCUAUUUCAAAGUGAAUACGCAUAAGAAGGAACCAGCGAGGCUAGAACUUGUUAAGAAGUUCAUAGCGUUUCAACUUGACGAAACGGCAAAAGCGAAUCCAGAUGAAAAGUUUGUUCUUGUCUUUGACCUGUAUAAAUCUACACCUGCUCAUAUUGACAACGACUUGACAAAGUUUGUGCUUUCUACAGUUGCCCAGUAUAUGCCUAAUUUUAUUGCAUACGUAGUUCUAUACGAUAUGGCAGCAAUUUUAGUCCCGAUAUGGAAGAUUAUCCAAGCGUGGAUGAGUAAUGACAUCUCGAAACACAUCAAAGUGGUGAAAAAGAAAGAAAUUAAAAAUUACAUCGACGAGGACAACCUUUGGGACCACAUGAAAUAGUGCUAAAUGAGAUAUUUCAUAAAAUAUUUUCCCCAGACGCAUAUUAUAUAACUAUUGAUUUAGAGGCAGAAGUAUAUUGUCUGU
Molecule: messenger RNA, 1095 nt
Organism: Owenia fusiformis
Lineage: Eukaryota; Metazoa; Annelida; Polychaeta; Sabellida; Oweniidae
Source: the annotation of a GenBank genome assembly